GGCGGCUUGGGCGCAAGCGCGCAGCCGCUUCCUCCGUCCUUUACGGGCGCGGAAGUGGUUGUCGUGGUUACGGGUCGUAAUAACGGUCCCCAAUCUGAGAUUCCUUCUAGAGGAGCUGCGACCUGGGCUUCCGUUUGGAGACGCUUUUCAGCUCCCUGAAGAGGCGAUGGUGGUGGUGGUGGCUGGCCCAGCCUCAGACGUGGUGUCGGUGAAGAGCGUUCGAGAAAGCUGAAAUAGAAUUGGAGAAGAAAACGAAUUCAUAGUUUUAAAAAAAGAAGAAAAAAAAAUGUCUCGAAAAAUUGCCAGGGCAUCACAAAAAGUGAACAUCUCUAGUUCUCUGGAAUCUGAAGAUAUUAGUUUAGAAACAACAGUUCCUACGGAUGAUAUUUCGUCAUCAGAAGAGCGAGAUGGUAAGAUCAAAAUUACCCAGCAACUCAUUGAACGUAAAGAACUACUUCAUAAUAUUCAGUUACUGAAAAUAGAGCUGUCUCAGAAAAAUAUGAUGAUAGACAACUUGAAAGUGGAUUAUCUUACAAAGAUUGAAGAAUUGGAGGAGAAACUAAAUGAUGCACUUCACCAGAAGCAGCUAUUGACAUUGAGAUUGGACAAUCAAUUGACUUUUCAACAAAAGGAUGCCAAAAAAUAUCAAGAACUAAUGAAACAAGAAAUGGAAACGAUUUUAUUGAGACAGAAACAACUAGAAGAGACAAAUACUCAGCUAAGAGAGAAGGCUGGAGAUAUUCGUCGAAACCUCCGUGACUUUGAGCUGACAGAAGAGCAAUAUAUGAAACUAAAAGGUUUUCCUGAAGAUCAGCUUUCUAUUCCUGAAUAUGUAUCUAUUCGAUUCUAUGAACUAGUGAAUCCAUUAAGAAAGGAAAUCUGUGAACUGCAAGUGAAAAAGAAUGACCUGUCAGAAGAAUUAAGUGAAAACAAGGCUCAAUUGAAACAACUGACAGAGACUUAUGAGGAUGAUCGAAGAAAUUACUCUGAGCUUCAAAUUAGAUGUCAACGUUUGGUGUUAGAAUUAGCAGACACAAAACAGUUAAUUCAGCAAGGUGACUACCGCCAAGAAAACUAUGAUAAAGUCAAAAGUGAGCGUGAUGGACUUGAACAGGAAAUAAUUGAGUUAAGGAGAAAACAUGAAAUACUUGAAGCCUCUCACAUAAUUCAAGCUAAAGAAAGAAGUGAAUUAUCAAAAGAGGUAACCACCUUACAGCAGACUGUUACUUUACUGCAAAAAGAUAAAGACUAUCUCAACCGCCAAAACAUGGAGCUUAGUGUUCGCUGUGCCCAUGAAGAAGAUCGCCUAGAAAGACUUCAGGUUCAACUUGAAGAAACCAAAAAGGCUAGAGAAGAGAUGUAUGAAAAAUAUGUAACAUCCAGAGACCAUUAUAAAACAGAAUAUGAGAAUAAGCUACAUGAGGAGUUGGAACAAAUCAGAUUGAAAACUAAUCAAGAAAUUGAUCAACUUCGAAGUGCCUCUCGGGAAAUGUAUGAACGGGAAAACAGAAAUCUCCGAGAAGCAAGGGACAAUGCUAUGGCUGAAAAGGACCGAGCAGUGAUGGCUGAAAAGGAUGCUUUAGAAAAACAUGAUCAGCUCUUAGAGAGGUACAGAGAACUGCAACUUAGUACAGAAAGCAAAGUAAUGGAAUAUCUCCAUCAAAGUAAAUUAAAAUCUUUUGAAACUGAGCGUGUUCAACUUAUACAAGAGGAAACUGCAAGAAAUCUCACACAAUGUCAAUUGGAAUGUGAAAAAUAUCAGAAAAAAUUAGAGGUUUUAACUAAAGAAUUUUAUAGUCUCCAAGCCUCUUCUGAAAAACGCAUUACUGAACUUCAAUCACGGAACUCUGAGCAUCAGGCAAGGCUAGACAUUUAUGAGAGAUUGGAAAAAGAGCUUGAUGAAAUAAUAAUGCAAACUGCAGAAAUUGAAAAUGAAGAUGAGGCUGAAAGGGUUCUUUUUUCCUAUGGCUAUGGUGCUAAUGUUCCCACAACGGCCAAAAGACGACUAAAGCAAAGUGUCCACUUGGCAAGAAGAGUACUUCAGUUAGAAAAACAAAACUCAUUGGUUUUAAAAGACCUGGAACAUCAAAAGGAGCAAGUAACACAGCUUUCACAAGAGCUCUGUGUCCAGCCUUGCCAAGUGCUUAAGCCAAGAAGUCUUUGUUACGGUUCCUUCUGGAAGAAACUCAAUUACGUGGAUUCAGGACAAUAUACUAGAAUCUGUUCUAUAAGCAUGCUUUUUAUAGGUUCACAUACCAGCUAAUGUGAGAGUGUGUGUGUAUACAAAAUACCAACCACCACUGAAGUAAGGGAAAACGAUGAUUUAUCUAUAAAUUGUAUCCUGUUUACCCAUCAAACAAAUUGUUUAAACUCCUUAUCUUACUGGUUUGCCUUGAUAACUCAUGAAUGACCACUUUUUUUUUAUUUAAGAACUAUUACAACUCACAGCAACACCCUCCCCAUUGUGAGCAGGAUUGGUAUACAAUUGAACCACAUUAAAACGAAUUUCUCAGGGACAAGAAAUUUAAACCCCUUGAACUUGAAAAUCCCAUUCUCUGACUCUAAUCUCCUGUCCUUCCAGCUCUUCCAGUCCUCUCAUUCCCACUAAAUCUGUGCUUUAUUUGCACUCAUUGUGUUCCACACUCAUAAACUCUUCAUAUUUUCCCUGUCAAGCCCCUCUUGACUUCAUUUUUCUUCCUACCCAGCCUUACCAACCAUCUGAGUACUACACUCACUAGUACCCCAGAUUGCUUUGUCCCUUAAUUCAUCCAUCAAUCUGGCUUUUCUUGACAUUCUCUACCCUUUGCAUAUUACCUUAAAAUCUGAUAGUUACCCCAUAAAUACUUAAUGGAAGGAAGGAGAAAGGGAGAGAAGAUUCUUUGGUUUUGUGGUAAUGUGCUGAAAAUUUCUUGUGGAAAUCUGUUACUUUUGCCUCUUGAAAGCAUUACAAAUUCAUGUUGUUGAUGACCAGCCGUGCCCUCAUUCCUGCUGCCCAGUGUUUUUAUUUUUCUGCAUCUGUCCUAUUAUUGGGAUAUCCGUCCCAAUAUCCUCAUUGCAGGUCAUUUCCACUCCUCAAAACCAUCAGUUCCAUCAUCCAUCAUCAUCUGUAACUUCGUUACUAUAAUUAGGUCAUCUCAGUUUCUUUUUCUGGAGUCUCUUUCACCCAAGGAUUUUUUUUAUAUCUUCACUUACUCUUUUUGGUCCUUCAAAAAAAAUGGGAGAGAGACUGUGUGUGUGUGUGUGUGUGUGUGUGUGUGUGUGUGUGUGUGUGUGUGUGUGUGGAAACAGGCAACUUUCAAAAGUUAACCCCUCUCUUUAUACUUAAUUCCUACUACUGUCCUCCCUGAUCAUCUGUUCAGCUAUGCCCGCCCUUAGUGAUCAGCACUGGUUUCCUAAUUGUUGGUAUUCUUUUCUCAGUCUCCUGAUCUAUGGCAUGACAUUUUGGAUUUCAUAGAUAAUCUAGAAAUUCUUGCUUAAUGACACCAUUCUCCCUCAGAUGUCUUAUCUUCUUCCAACCCUGCAGUGUAGGUGUCCCUCACAUGUCUGCCGCUUUGCUCUAUACUUACACCUCACUAGUGAUUCUCAAAUGUUAGUGACUGUAAGAAUCACCAAAGAUUCUUGUUUAAAAUAUAGGUUUCUAGGGAUCCCUGGGUGGCGCAGCGGUUUGGUGCCUGCCUUUGGCCCAGGGCGCGAUCCUGGAGACCGGGGAUCGAAUCCCACAUCGGGCUCCCGGAGCAUGGAGCCUGCUUCUCCCUCUGCCUGUGUCUCUGCCUCUCUCUCUCUCUCUC
Messenger RNA from Nyctereutes procyonoides (raccoon dog), 3788 nucleotides. RefSeq names its product progesterone immunomodulatory binding factor 1 (gene PIBF1). Lineage: Eukaryota; Metazoa; Chordata; Mammalia; Carnivora; Canidae. The record is from RefSeq and is a predicted model, not a curated record. Gene Ontology annotation, cellular component: centriolar satellite. Gene Ontology annotation, biological process: cilium assembly. Bases 287 to 2263 code for a protein of 658 amino acids. The transcript has 15 exons.